CCCUUGGCACCUGACCAAGCUGAAGCUGCAUAAAACUAGGCUUAGUUACAGCUCUCAGUCAUACACCUUCCUGACAACAUGAAGACCAGAAGCUUCUUGGUCCAGAUUGUGGUCCUUCUUGUCCUUGGGACGCUGGUGGCAAAGGCAGAUGUCAUAACAAGUAGUCCGAAAAGUCAAGGCAUUAAGAAAGGAAAUGUUGAAGUCAAUGGAAAGGGUCCAAUCAAUGGUCAAUCGCCUGUAAAAGGACAAGACCCAGUGAAAAGUCAAGAUCCAGUGAAAGGUCAAGGUCCAGUGAAAGGUCAAGAUCCAGUCAAAGGACAAGAUGUAAUUGUAGGACAAGAACGAGCCAGACUUCCAUUCAAGCGUGGCACUUGCCCCAGGGUUCUGAUCCGGUGCGCCUUGUGGAAUCCCCGUAACAAGUGUCUGAUAGAUGCUCAGUGCCCAGGGGCCAAGAAGUGCUGUGAAGGCUUUUGUGGGAAGACCUGUAUGGAUCCCCGGUGAGGUAGAGUCUUCUUGCUGCACCUGUGAUGUCCCCAGGGAGGUAGGCCCCGGUGCCUGCCGCACGACCCUCUCCCAGACUGCCCCUUCUUCCUCUCAUUCAGGAGGCCCAAGCUUGAGCAUGGACUGCCUCCCUCAUGAACUUUCCAAUAAAAGACUGCUUUCAACUCCA
Molecule: messenger RNA, 670 nt
Organism: Dama dama (fallow deer)
Lineage: Eukaryota; Metazoa; Chordata; Mammalia; Artiodactyla; Cervidae
Product: elafin-like
Exons: 3
Coding region: 79-501 (140 amino acids)
Biological process (GO): copulation
Cellular component (GO): extracellular region
Molecular function (GO): peptidase inhibitor activity
Source: RefSeq, a predicted model, not a curated record